AUGAGUGAUACUACCUUAGUAAAAUCUUUAGCUAUCGUUUUCAUGUAUAUCAUAGUCUUGAUAACAGGAAGUUUACCUCUUCGAAUCAAGUCUUUUAAGGAAAAUAAAAAAUUACUUUCAAUUUCAUCAGCUUUUUCUGGAGGUUUAUUCAUAUCAAUAGGUUUAAUUCAUAUUCUUCCAGACGCCAGCGAUAGCUUCGACAGCUAUUAUAGCUCCUAAUCUUCACAUUUCCCUUUCUAGAUGUUCAUAACUGUGAUCAGUUUCUCAUUUGUCCUUUUUCUUGAAAAAAUUUUAGGUGAAUAAUUCUCCCAUCAUUUUCAUCAUAACCACUGCUCUGAUUAAUUAGAAGAAUGUUAAGCUUAAAGCAUUAACCAUAAUAAUAACAACCUCAAAUUAAGUGAAGAAAUUGGAAAUUAAAUAAAUAACUAAAAUUUGUAAAACAAAAAUGAAUAGCUUAUUUGCUAACUAUAACUUGAAUAAGUAUUUCAUUAAAAAAAUUCUUCUUCUUAAGAUGAAUAAAACCAACCAGAUUAAUUGUAAUAGAAUCUUACUUAUCCAAAUAUAAGAACUACAAUUAUUUAAAUUUAAUCAUCAGGAGAAGACGAAUGUAAAGAUUUUAAACUGCAUAAAGUUGACAGUGAAUUAAAUAGCGAAAAUGCUAAAUAAGAAAUUAUUUAAAAGAGUAUUUCUGAGGAAAAAGAAUCUAAUUUUGAAUAAGAAAAACAACAAAUAAAAUAAUUAAUUUAACCUAUAGACAUAUAAUUAGAUAAAUAAGAAGAUGAUAGUAAAAUGAAUAUUAUUACUCCUUUUGUUCUACAAAUCGCUUUAGGUAUUCAUGCCACGCUUGAGGGUUUAUCUAUAGGCGUUGAGUAAGAUUUUUCAUAAUGUAUAACUAUUUCACUAGCUGUCUUGGUGCAUAAAUGGGCAGAAGGCUUGGUUUUGGGUCUUGCUUUAAAAUAAUCUAAAAUGACUUUAACAAGAGCUACAAUAAUGCUUGCUAUUUAAGCUGCUAUGAAUCCUAUAGGAAUAGGUAUAGGCUGGGCACUUAGCGAUGCUGGAGAUCUAGUAAGUGGAAUACUUAUGAGUAUAAGUGCAGGAACAUUCAUUUAUAUAGCUACUUAGGAAGUUAUAGCUUAAGAAUUUAGUAAAAACAGGUAUCAAAUAGUUAAAUUUAUUUUCUUUUUAGUAGGUGUUGGUUUUAUAAGCUCUCUUUAUUUUGUUGAAUAAGCUACAGGUUGA
Messenger RNA from Tetrahymena thermophila SB210, 1239 nucleotides. Its product is annotated as metal cation transporter, ZIP family protein. Gene Ontology annotation, biological process: zinc ion transmembrane transport. Gene Ontology annotation, cellular component: membrane. The transcript has a single exon. The record is from RefSeq and is a predicted model, not a curated record. NCBI's taxonomy places the organism in Eukaryota, Ciliophora, Oligohymenophorea, Hymenostomatida, Tetrahymenidae. Gene Ontology annotation, molecular function: zinc ion transmembrane transporter activity.